This is a messenger RNA of Aedes aegypti (yellow fever mosquito), 1135 nucleotides long. It is a transcript of the gene CAH7, whose product is annotated as carbonic anhydrase. The record is from RefSeq and is a predicted model, not a curated record. The transcript is spliced from 2 exons. Lineage: Eukaryota; Metazoa; Arthropoda; Insecta; Diptera; Culicidae. The coding region runs from base 131 to 1078 and encodes 315 amino acids. Gene Ontology annotation, cellular component: cytoplasm. Gene Ontology annotation, molecular function: carbonate dehydratase activity; zinc ion binding.
AGGCCCAAUACGGGCUCAACGGCAAUAUCGAGCUGGCACCUGAACUUAGUAGGACAUAAAUUUUCGAAUCGAUUGGAACGAAUUUCCCCUUGGAGCUCUGCGCGUUCUGCUGCGCCUAUAAUGAUUGAUUAUGGCCGAUAAUCGUGUCAACGGAUGUUUUUUACUAACUGUGUUUGGAUUGGCGCUGUUGCCUUUAAUUUGCGACGCAGAUACAUGGCACUACCCCAAACCGAAGCCGGAUGGGACCGUAGGAAAUCCGGAACACUGGGGAGGUAGUUGCGACACGGGUCGUCGCCAGUCUCCAAUCGAUCUUAAUAUGAAGGCGGCCGUCAAGGGCGCCUAUCCGCAGUUCGUAUUCGACAACUACGAUCAAGUGAUGCGAAAUGCUUCGCUAGUUAACAACGGCCAUACAAUUCAGGUGUACGCCGGAGAAGUUUCAGCUUCAGUCUACGGAGGUGGCCUUCGUAACAAGUACAUCCUAGAGCAGUUUCAUUUUCAUUGGAGUUCGGAGCAUACGAUCGCUGAUCAACGAUACGCUCUGGAGGUCCACCUGGUCCAUCGCAACUCAAAGUACGCAUCGUUGACCGAUGCUGCCGCGGAGAAAGGCGGAGUGGCUGUUCUAGCUGUAUUGUUCCACGUAGAUGAGCAACCCAACGACGCGAUCAAAACCAUCCUGGAUGUGGUAACUCCGGUCAAGGACAAAGUGAACGACUAUGUGAGACUUGCUGGAGUCUUUGCCUUAGAAAAUCUUCUUCCAAAAUCCCGUUCCAAGUACUUCCGAUAUGAAGGUUCGUUGACAACACCGCUCUGCGCCGAAUCGGUCGUGUGGACGAUCUUUCCAGAAUCCCUUCCGGUAUCACUGGCUCAACUGGAAGAGUUCAAAACCAUUCGCGACGGAGAGCAUGAAGAACUGGUUCUUAACUACCGUCCUGUACAGCCGUUGAACGCUCGCGCACUGGUCUGGGUAUCCGACACGGAGCAAAGGGCCGACGGCGGGAGCAGCUUUUUACGUGCGAAUUCCAUAUCUAUGACCGCAGGCCUACUGCUGUCAAUCGUGAUCUGCUACUUUAGGACUUAGCUUUGUAUGAUCUUAGAUUUGUAAGUUUAAAAUAGAAAGAGACUGAUACAACGAACA